UCCAGUAUCAGCACUCUAUCGCGGGCCAUCCUACCUCAUUUAUGAUAAUUUAGGGGAGAAAGGGCAGGCUUCUGCUAACUGCAUAAAUACAAGGGAAGCACCCAUUGGGGUCUGUGGGAGAGAAAAAGCCAAAACAGUUUUGGUUGUGCCAUUCCAGAGGGGGGGUAAUCAGUAGUUGGGUAAGGAAUAGUUAAUCAGAAAAGUGCCUCUCUCACUGUGCACAUUACAACAAAGGGCUGGCAGCUCCCUGAAGGAAAAGGGCUUGUGUUCUGCCGUUCAAACUUGUCAGUCAGCUCGUGCCCAGCACCCCGUGCGUCUGCCUCCCCAGCACACCCUCAUUCCAUGUGUGUGUCUGGCCUGCUCUGUUCUUCUGUUCAGAGACGCUCCCGACAACUCCGGAUUUUUGCGCUUUUUCGCUUGCUGUGGAAUUAGAGGAGAUCCAUUACAGCUUAUUUUCUGUCACCCUCCCCCGCCCCCCUACUGCCACCGCCACCACACCCCAUCAGACAAGAAGGAGGAGGAGGAGGAGAAAGAAGAAGAAGUAGAAGAGGAAGAGGGGGCUUCUUACUUUAUGGUAGCUUCACAUUUAAGGUUCCCCCAACCUUGAUCUCUAGAAUGGAAGAGUCUGAACUGGUGAAGGAGAGACUCCAAGCCAUCACAGACAAAAGGAAAUUACAAGAAGAAAUCUCACAAAAGCGCCUGAAAGUAGAGGAAGAAAAGUUAAAACAUCAGCAUUUGAAGAAAAAAGCCUUGAGAGAGAAAUGGCUCCUGGAUGGAAUAAACAGUGGAAAAGAACAGGAGGAAAUGCAGAAGCAAAAUCAACAAGACCAACACCAAACCAAAGUUCUAGAACAAAGCAUCUUGAGACUUGAGAAAGAGAUUGAAGAGCUUGAAAAAGCAGAAUUGAAAAUCUCAGCUCAUGAAGAGGCAAUUUUAAAGAAACUAAAAUCAGUUGAGAGAACAGCAGAAGACAUUAUAAAGUCUGUGAAGGUGGAAAAGACAGAAAAACCAGAAGAGACCAUUGAAGACAUUUACGCCAAUAUUCCUGAUCUUCCAAAAUCGUAUAUACCAUCUAGAUUAAGGAGGGAAAGAGAUGAAGGAAUAGAAGAGGAUGAGCAAAAUAGAAAAGCUUUGUACACCAUGGAAAUUAAAGUUGAAAAAGACAUGAAGACUGGAGAGAGCACAGUAUUAUCUUCAAUACCUCUCCCAUCUGAUGACUUUAAAGGUACAGGUGUAAAAGUUUAUGAUGAUGGCCGAAAAUCCAUCUAUGCAGUCAGCUCCAAUCACCAUGUUGCACAUAAUGGCACUGAUGAUCUAGCACCCAUUGAGGUGGAGGAACUUUUAAGACAAGCCUCAGAGAGAAACUCUAAAUCACCAACCGAAUACCAUGAGCCUGUAUACGCCAACCAGUUUUGUAGACCUUUAACCCCACAGAAAGAAGGUGUAACCACUGGACCAAAUGUUCCAGAAAGGAUGCACAUUCAAGCUAAUGGACUAGGCAGUAGUUUAAAUGGUUCUUCACACAGCUUGGGAAAUGGCUUUCAGAAGGAUAAUCAUCUCAGCACCACGAGACCAAUACCACGCCCCAGAUCAAUGGUUCAGCAGACAGAGGAUAGCCUUUGUACCCAUCCAAAGAUGAUGCCGUCUUGGGAAGAAACAAAUGUGAUGCAGGAAGAAUGUGUACCCUCAUCCAAGGCAAGAGAGAGCCCCCAAGGGUCAUCCAUUAGGAAAUCAGUAUACCCAUGUUCUUCACCAACUUUCCAGGAAAAUGAGGAAGACAUCAAAUACAAUGUUGUUCAAUCCAUGCCUUGUAAUGUAGAUGACUCAAAACCUGUUACCAUGAUUUUCAUGGGGUAUCAGCAAGCAGAGGAGGGUGAUGAAGAAGGAAAAAAGCUCCUAACAGGGUAUGAUGGAAUCAUCCAUGCCGAGCUGGUGGUGAUUGAUGAUGAUGAAGAAGAGGAAGGAGAAGCUGAAAAACCGUCCUAUCAUCCAGUGGGCCACUACAGUAAGGUUUACCAACCUGCUAAGCCAACACCACUCCCCAGGAAGAGAUCAGAAAUCAAUCCACAUGAAAAUUCAAGCCAUCAAUCACCUCAAAAAAAGUCCAUAGCCUUGAAUGAACAAAAGGAAAGCUUAAAUCAUCCUAUCCACCAUCCUAACCUUGAUGGCCACAGAGCUGGAGAUGGGACAGAGGAUCCUUCCCUUACAGCACUAAGGAUGAGAAUGGCAAAACUGGGGAAAAAGGUGAUCUGACAGAUGCUUAUGUACAUAACUAAGCAUCUCUGAAAGAAGAAAUUGAAGAAAGUCCUCACAUUCUCUUCUGGAUAGUUUUGCUUUUUUUCUUCCCUUGAAUUCCAUACCCAAAAUGGCAUGAUGUAUGUAUAAAAACAUACACAUGUUAUGUACAUAGAUUCAAUAUAAUACAUGCAUAUAAUGCCAUGCAUUCAUGGUCACCAUUAUUUGUUAAAAAAUAUGGAUAUCUGGAACAAACAAAUGUUCACCUGUUGCAGUUAAAUGAUAUGCUUUAAAUGGGAAAAUUCCAGCAUAUUUUUAUUGAAUUGAUACCAAAGCAUUUCUAAUAAGAGCUUGUAAAAGUUAAAAAUAAAGUUAUUUAAAAUAGAAAUUCAAUUGAGUAACUCUGUUACUAAUUGGUACUGUCAUUUUUUAGUUGGAGGAUAUAUCAUCCUCCUGUGGUUUCAUCUAUGUCAAGAUCUCCUUCUGUGGAAAGUCUCUUUCCCUACACAGUUCAGCUACCCAUCUACGACUUUUAAAGAUUGCCUAAGGACAUUGAGAGUUUAAGUGACUUGCUCAGGGUUACACAACUAGUAGAUAACAGAAAUAGGAGUUGAACCCAGAUCUCCCUAACUCCAUAAUCAGACCCUCUCCAACACUAAACUCUCAUUUUGCUCAUGUGAAAACUGGAGUCCUGUGUUCUUUUUACAAGAAAUCUAUACACUUAGUCUUUGGAAAUAUGGAAAUCACCUUGAAUUAGUAAAAUCAUAAGGAAACUGGGGCUACUUCCAGAAGACUAACUGGCCCAGUUUGUUAGAGAUCUGUACCCUAAAGGCACAGACAAGAUCUGUCCUAGAGAUAGGACAUGACUUUACCAAACAUAAUUUGACAUUUUCUUCUAACUCGAGUCAUCAUCCUUUCAUGCACACUCUCAAAAAAAUACAAAGAUUGUCCAAGCACAACUGGAAUAUUUGAUUCUGUUUCAAGAAAUGGGUCUUAAAUUCCUAGAUCCCCAAAAUAAUGAAGGAUACAACAAACAGCUAAUGAUUGUUUUAAUUAGGUUUAGACAAAUUCAAAUGAAUAAACCUCAAACAGCCAAAGUUAUGAAAAACCAGAACAAACAUAGGGAUGACUUGUAUACCAAUGUCAAAAAUUUCAAAUUCCAUUGUAACAGAAUUGCACAAAUAAAUAAAUUGCAUUUUUCUUUACCUGGGACAACUUCACAGAGGUCAGUUUGCAUAUGUACAUUAAUUUAGUCUUUAUAAACUUCUUCAAGAUUUUUAUGCAAAAGACAUAGUUUCUAGGUUACCUGGAAGGUUCUAAGUCAGGCCUAAUAAUUGGAGCAGCAAUGAAUGCAUU
Molecule: messenger RNA, 3591 nt
Organism: Sarcophilus harrisii (Tasmanian devil)
Lineage: Eukaryota; Metazoa; Chordata; Mammalia; Dasyuromorphia; Dasyuridae
Gene: PALMD
Product: palmdelphin
Exons: 8
Coding region: 616-2253 (545 amino acids)
Biological process (GO): regulation of cell shape
Cellular component (GO): cytoplasm; membrane
Source: RefSeq, a predicted model, not a curated record